AUGCCACCACUCAAACUCGCCCGUCCCCUCCUCCAACCAUCAUCAUCACACCACCACCACCUCACAACAACCCAACGCCGCACCUUCCUCCCCAACCCCUUCUCCUCCCUCUCCCCUUCCCCUUCCACCCCUCAAAUCCUAACCGCAACCCGCACGCUCCCCUACCCCCCCUCGCCCGUCUACUCCAUCAUCGCCGACGUCCCAUCCUACUCGUCCUUCCUCCCCUACUGCGCCCACAGCACCGUCUCCAAAUGGUCCGCGCCAGACCGCCACUACAACCGGCGCUGGCCCUCGGAAGGUGUCAUAACAACGGGCUUCGGCGCCAUCACCGAGAGCUUCGCAAGUCGCAUCUAUUGUGUACCCGGCCGGUGGGUCGAGAGUGUGGGCGGCGAGGCAGAGACGUCGUUGGAUGCGCGCGAGGUGGCGCAUCAUUUUGCCCAAGCAGGAACCGAGCAGCGGAAGGGGGGGACGAGAGAGGGAAGCAAUGGACUCCUGACAUAUCUACGCAGUAAAUGGCAAGUCGAGCCGGUACGCGAGGCGCACACACGAGUGAGUCUGGUGGUGGAGUUUUCGUUUGCGAAUCCCAUGUAUGCGGCGUUGAGUGGGGGUGUGGCGCCCAAGGUCGCCGAAUACAUGGUUAGGGCGUUUGAGACGAGGGUGCAGGAGGUUUUGGAGCGGAAUCCAGAGAUGGUGACGGCGAGUUUGGGGGACAUGGAGGGGAGUGCGAUGAGGAGGAAGUAA
This is a messenger RNA of Bipolaris oryzae ATCC 44560, 741 nucleotides long. RefSeq lists its product as uncharacterized. The record is from RefSeq and is a predicted model, not a curated record. The coding region runs from base 1 to 741 and encodes 246 amino acids. Gene Ontology annotation, cellular component: mitochondrion. NCBI's taxonomy places the organism in Eukaryota, Fungi, Ascomycota, Dothideomycetes, Pleosporales, Pleosporaceae. Gene Ontology annotation, molecular function: ubiquinone binding. The transcript has a single exon. Gene Ontology annotation, biological process: ubiquinone biosynthetic process; cellular respiration.